This is a messenger RNA of Brassicogethes aeneus, 1641 nucleotides long. The record is from the annotation of a GenBank genome assembly. Lineage: Eukaryota; Metazoa; Arthropoda; Insecta; Coleoptera; Nitidulidae.
CAACUAUCUACUAUUAACUGUAUAACCAUGCACGUGUUAAUUGCAUCUUUUACUUUUAUUGCAUUAAUUUUGCAUUCACAAUGUGCGAAUAUAUUGUUUUUUGCAGCAACUCCAAGUCACAGUCACCAGGUGAUGUUUCAACCCGUGAUCAAAGAAUUAUUACUUAGAGGUCACAAAGUCACGUCAAUAACUCCAAACCCCUUUAAGGAUCCUUCUCUAAAAAACUUAACUGAAGUUGAUUUGAGUGUACUAUAUGAACUAUGGAGAAAGGGAAACGAGGCUCAAAAAGCAACGAAAAAAUAUAUACUACAAAAACCAGAUUUCCCAACUGUUUUUUUAAAAGACAGCGUGGCAACAUACAUUUUUCAUAAGUUAGGAAAUUACGUACUAAACAUGCCAGAAAUGCAAACUUUUUUGAAAGAAGACCACAAAUUCGAUGUGGUCAUAGUGGAAUGGCUUUACCCAACAUUUGCUGCACUAGCUGCCAAAUACAAUGCUCCAUUAAUUGGUAUAACUUCUUUGGGAGCGCCCAUACCAGCAUUGGAUACUGUAGGAAACCCAUCGCACCCCGUCUACGCCCCUGACCAUAAUUUACCUAUACCAAACAAUUUGUCAUUUAGAGAUAGAUUGAUGUCAGGUUUAUAUGCCGUGUAUGUUAGAGUAUAUUACCAUUUGAUUGUAUUGCCUAGAGAGGAUGCUCUAGCACGAACAUAUUUAGGUAAAGAUAUUCCAUACCUUGGAGACAUCGAAAGAAAUAUCAGUUUGCUUUUAUUAAACAGAAACCCGGUGUUUCAUAGGGUGAUGCCUGUGGUGCCGGCUAUAGUUGAGCUGGGGUAUACGCGAAACAAUAAAUCGGUUGAAACAAUGGAUUCUGAAUUGCAAGAUUUUAUGGAUAAAUCAAAGAAUGGAGUUGUAUAUUUUAGCUUGGGUUCCAAUGUAGAAGUAUCGGAAUUGCCAGAAGAUAAAUUAAAAGCUAUUUUGAAUACUUUCAAGAAUAUUAAGUAUGACAUUUUAUUAAAAUUUAAUAAGGAUACUUUAUAUAAUAGGCCAAAAAACAUUUUAAUCCGGAAGUGGGUUCCUCAAACAGCCAUAUUAAAGCACAAAAAUACCAAACUUUUUAUAACACAAGGAGGAUUACAGUCCUGUGAUGAAACUAUAAUAAAUCAAGUACCCGUCAUAGCCAUACCAUUCUUUUCUGACCAAACAACAAAUGCUGAUACACUAGCAAAAUAUGGUAUGGGUAAAUACCUGGACUAUGAAGACAUAACUGAAGAAAGAUUAACCGAAUAUAUAAAUGAAGUUAUUUCAAAGCCAAGUUACAAAGAAAAUGCAAUAAUGCUAUCAAAACUCUACACUGACCAACCAACUGACGGUUUGGAAAGAGCCAUCUGGUGGAUAGAAUAUGUAAUAAGGCAUAAAGGAGCUUCCCACUUAAGGUCCCCUUCUAUGGAUCUGCCCUGGUAUCAAUACCUCAUGUUGGACGUAUUGUCUGUUAUUUUUCUAGCUUUGGCUAUUUUAAUUUUUCUUAUAGCUGUAUCUGUUAAAUUAUUUAUUCAUUUGGGUAGGAAAAUGUUAAAAAAAAAGACAAAAAAAGAUUAAAAUAAGUUAUGUAAGAUUGUUAUUUAAAUUAUAUAUUUCGGA